This is a messenger RNA of Symbiodinium sp. CCMP2592, 2763 nucleotides long. The record is from the annotation of a GenBank genome assembly. Lineage: Eukaryota; Dinophyceae; Suessiales; Symbiodiniaceae.
AUGUGGGCAUGGCUUGGUUGGUGUUCUCAGCAGCUUUCGCACCGGCAUCCGAUGACGAAGCUUUCAGGGACAGUAAGGCUUCCCACUCCCCCGAGAGCAAUGGCCAGUUCUCCGGUUCUCUGGGCCCUUUGGGUCUGGUGGAUCUUCACGGCAUCCGCAGUGCCCUCGGCCUCGACUGAGUUCUUCAGGAUCCGCAGCGCUCUUGCCCCACACAAGUGCAUCACUUCCAACAGCAGGGGUCUCCUGUGGUUGCGAGAAUGUUCAACCUCCGCAAGAGGAUGGAUCAACCCUCAUCAUGUCUGGUCCUUCAACAAAACAUGGCUCGUCAACCUCAAACAGCUUGAGGAUGCUGGUGGAACCCUUCAAGCAAUGUGCGUCACCUUUGACAGGGCUUACUAUUAUCACCACGGGCGCCCCUUAAGGCUACGUGCCUGUCAAGACGGUCAGGCAAGCAUGGAUUGGGUUUGGGAAGGUGAACGCAUCAGACACGCUCACAGCCCUUACGUCUUCGACCUGGCCGGCCACAACCUUACGAACUUGGGUGGAAAUCGCCAUCUGCCUGACGACUAUGGCUGGUUUGGAUUCCCCGCAGUUCAGCUUGGAGCCGAAGACGCUUCAACUUCAAGCGACCAAGUUUUCUUCAGGGAGAUCUUGACGAGCCUGGAGAACCUCACACAGUCCUUCGAACCUCUUCCGGCAACGGAGGCCCUACCCGAUCUUCCGCGGGAACAAUACAGUCUGUGCCCAGAUGGAUCCUUUGGUGAGCGAAAUGUGUGUCCAGACAUGCGCCGUCGAGCUCGCACCGAUUAUUUGUGCCGAGGCGGCACCCUAAGUUUGAAAUGUGUCUGUUUCCCGGGGUACUUCCCUCUCGUAGUGGGACAUACUCCGGGGCUUGCCGACUUGGGCUACGUGGAUUACACCUGCUGCAGAGGGGAAGGCAACUCCGACGAGUGUGGAGACAAUUUGAUUUGGUUUCCACUUGCCGUUGCUUUGACUGUCCUGGGCGUUCUGGGUGUGCUGACAACGAGCCUGAUAAUCCACUGCUACCACCCCAGCAUUGCCCAUGCCACAGAAGAAGAUCUUCAGGUUCUUUGUCCGCAACACGUGCAUGACGGCGCAGCUCUCCACAGAACAGUGGAGCAAGCAAAGUGGGGUGUGAGUUUGGAGGACUUGCGCCAGUUCAGGCGGUUAGUGCAUCAUGAGGUGAAAUCAGGAAGUAUCAGGCCAACAGAUCGAGACCAGUUCGCUUUAUCAGACGUAACGAUAGGGCCAUCGGCAUACACGGUCAACGAUCAGAUGAUCCGGCCGAUAACUGCAGCUGCCGGCAAUGUGAGUUGGGCAUUGAUGAAGCACCCGGAGGGCUGCUUGUGCGACCUAUUCAUCACUCACGGCUGGGCCGAGGGCAUGUUUGACUUUGUCGAGAAGGUUGUGAAUUCGUGGCCGCGGGCAGCCAGAGGGGCUUACGUUUGCUUCCUGUCCAACCCACAAAACCUGGACAUUGCAGAUUUGCUACAGUCACCGAGGGAGUCCCCAUUCGCCAGAGCUUUGAGCAAGUCGUCGUCCAUGCUCGUGGUGCCAAAUCACGUGUCCAGCAUCUACACAAGGAUUUGGUGUGUUUACGAGGCAUUUUUGGCGUCUUCCUGGGACAAGCCAAUUCGGCUUGCGAAGCGGCCUUUGCUGAAUCAAUGGCCUAGGAUACUUCGCGUGUUAAGCACUGGCGUCGCUGCCUUCGGAACGGGCAUGUUGUACCCCGUAGCAGGUGUCAAGUGGUACGGCGUUAGCCCAGGCAGCUUCUCCUUGCACUGGGACUUGGAGUGGGCAUUCGCUUACGUGGGCGGGACAUUCGGUGCCUUUGUCGCGCUGACCUUCAAGUGUUGCUUCAGCAGAGCGACCGCGACAAUCCAAAUGGCAAUUCAUUGUAUGACCGUCUUCCUAGCACUUUCCGUGGCCAUGUCGGCCUCCUGGCUUGGUUUGACUGAUGUGCCGAAUCUGUUCAGAUUUGUGGCGAUAGUCGUUGGAUCAACUGGGCUUGAGGCGGACUGGCAGCGUGCCACAAGAGCCUUGCGACAAGCAGAUCAGCUGGCAAAGGAUUUCAAAGGGACCGUCAGGCAUGCCACAAGCUCUAGUGCCGACGAUUUACGAAGGAUCCUUCGCAAGAUUGAGGAACAUGAGCAAGUCGAUGCCAUUGACGACAUGGUAGCUUCCUUGAUGGCAACCAACGUUUCUACAGCACAGCUCCACUCGGUGGUACAGGUCACCGGUCACCUCAAAGACUUGUCGGGUUGGAGCAGAGCCAUUUUCCUUCUGACCGUCAUAGUUUUGAUCUUCCAGUUCCGACAGGUGUACACCUACAGGGUUGAUGAAGAUGGCAUGACAAUCGGAUGGCUUUUGAAGGCUUGUGCUGGCCUUGAAGCUCUGCUUUGGCCAAUCAUCUUCCUCAGUCUUCCUGUCGAGUCAAAGGCUUUGGCAGAAAGGUGUGCAAAAAUCCUGCUGCUGCUUCUCCCAGGCUUGAUUGGUCCUAUGUGGCAGGGGCUCUCCUUCGAUGUCUUCGCACACCUCUGCGUGAUCCCUCUGUUUAUGGUAAUGGCCACUGUCGGAUGGCGCAUCUCUCGUGUGCCGGUCGUGGGUCCAGCCUUGAUCCGCAUGCUCUUUGUCCAGAGUCCGUGCCCGCCUAAAACAGGUCUGGGUAGCGGAGAAUCUGAGCACCCGCAUAAUGACCAGCCUACUUGUACAGAGAAUGAGGACCACGUGUUCUCGAUGUAA